GGUCGAAUUGAUCGUUUACUGGCAUUUCUUCACCAGCAUAUAGUGUAUAAUAUCGGCUCGUGUAAUAUUAGAGCUGGCGCCUGGAACAAUGCCAAGCGUGGGCGUAUUGCUGCUCGUUUCCGUGUUAUGUCUACCGGUGGCACUAGUGAAUGGUGUUUCGAUUUUCCCAACCGAUCAAUUGGUGAUCAGGGAAGGUGCCGGAUUUCUAGUUCACCUGAUUUCAGAUCAGCUUGGCGAUCCGGUGCGAUGGAUCCACUGCUCGGUGACCGUUGGCGGGGCCUCGUACAGUUUGGACAGUGAUCAAAUACACGUGAUUAAUGGACUGACUAAGGUGCAACGGUUUGGUGUAGAUGCUUGUGGAAUUCGAGUGCAAAAUGUACGCAAAUCACUGGAUUUGUGGACUUUGUCAGCGUUGGAUUCUGAUUCGAAGAGUUUUGAGAAGCAAUUAAAAGUAGAAGUGUCAAUCCCCAAACAGAUUAGCACGCUGAAUGUCACCAUCAGUGAUACGGUUCGCUCGUAUACGGUCACUUGUCCCGAAGACAGUUCACGCCGAUUCUGUCGCAUAAUGGACGAGGCAGACGGUAUCUACGACGGUUGUUCAAAGUCGUUCGAAAUUACUUGGAAAACGGCUCAGUUUCGCUGCCGAAUGCUCUACUGGGGCGAUAUGGACGAAACGGAGACUGUGAUCAACGUGCUGGUGGAGAAAAGUAAGCGCGAUGUGACAUGGUCAAUUGAGGAAAAUGAUUCACACGUCGUAUUGACCUGUCACUAUCGAUCGAAGGUCAGUCCCUGUCGAGCGGUGUCCUUGGCAAGUCGAAGACAGAUGAUGCUUUUGGAUGCACACCUGGCAGAUCGUUAUUCAGCUUAUAACACCAAAGUAUCGUUAGGAAUUUGUGCCUUGGAGAUAAAGAAGCCUCUCCUCAAGGAGGACUACGGUAUAUGGCGCAUCUAUCUACCUCUCUCCGCUAGCGAAUACACCGGUUGUGUGUUCAAUGUGGAAUCACAGCACGACGAACUCGCCGACGAAAAUGACUUGCUUGUGCCACCACCGACAAAAUUGAUAGAGGUGUUUCAUGAUCCACGGUCCGCUAGUACGACGAUGACCGAGCUAAGCUGUGAAACCAGCCAUCCGAUCGAUUAUUGCUACCUUACGGGUCCUCAGGGUGGAAACUAUGCCCCAGAUUCGUUUGACCGGUUGAAAACGUUGGGAUUUUGCCAGUUCCAAGUUUCAAACAUAACGAGUGGAUUGUGGGCUUGCGGCUUCAACGAUGCUAACGGUGGCGAGGAUCGGAUGAGCUAUUUCGAUGUAAAAGUUUACGGCCAGCCGGGCAAAGCGAUUCCUUCUCAGAUUAAGGCAAGCAAGGGUGACGAGAGCAAGAGGAUGUUGUGUAAGACUAUCUUGGAGCUUCCGAUUGAGAUAUGUAGAUUUGUAAGUCCUUCUGGGGGGGUUCACGGUUUGUCGGAAAAUGUUGUGCCAGGGGAUGGGUCAAGGUUCAGGUACUAUGGAGAAGGACUACGAGCUGGAGAAUGCGGCAUGGAAAUCACAGAGGUGGAGAGAGAAGAUUUUGGCUGGUGGACAUGUGCGAUCAAAGUUCAAGGGAAAGAUUACACGAUCGGAAUGGAAUUGAUUGAAGAAGUUAUAAGCCUGACAGCGAUCGUGGCCAUUUCUGUCACCGUAACCAUAGUUGUGUGCGCUGUAGGAGGCUUCUUCGCGUACAAGAAGUUCAACAGACGACGUUCGCUUUACCAGCCCGGCAUAGGGCUUUCAACGGGUGGUUUGUCUCAGACUUCGAACGGCGGCUAGACGGGAUGUUUUUCGACGUGCCUUACCAAAGAUUGUGUAAUGAAGCACUAGAUGAUUUAAAAUGUGUGUACCCACCUAAAUAGUUGGGAUGUUGAAAAGCUU
This is a messenger RNA of Ochlerotatus camptorhynchus, 1906 nucleotides long. RefSeq lists its product as uncharacterized. The transcript has 5 exons. The record is from RefSeq and is a predicted model, not a curated record. Lineage: Eukaryota; Metazoa; Arthropoda; Insecta; Diptera; Culicidae. The coding region runs from base 89 to 1804 and encodes 571 amino acids.